ACUACUAAACCGUUUAGUGCAUAGAAAAGUGUCCGGACUAGUACAGUUGAGCUUUGAAAAUCCAGAAGACAAGACAUAUCAGCGAUAGAAAUGAAGAGACAACGCCAUCGUGCGGCACUAAAUAGAGUCAUCAACAAAAUUGUUAAGGUCAUAGCAGAAGAGGUUGAAGAAGAAGCGACAAAUGAACGCGUGUGGGUUAGACCCUGGAUAAACCGAAGAGAUACAUUGGGAAUGUCCAGUUCUCUUUUGAAAGAGUUGGCUGUGGAGGAUAAAGCCGAAUAUUUUAAUGCUCUUCGAAUGAGCGAAGAGUCAUUUAAUGUAUUAUUACAAAAAGUCUGUGAAAAAAUACAACGAAAGGACACGCAUAUUAGAAGUGCAAUUCCCGCAGAAACAAAAUUACAAACAGUUCUGUAUUUCUUGGCAACGGGAUGCAGUUUAAGGACGCUGCAACAUCUUUUUAGACUUGGAAAGUCCACCAUUUCCGAAUUUAUUCCGGAAGUGUGUCAAGCUGUUUCUGAGUCACUAAAAGAUUUUAUUAAGGUCCCAGAUGAAAACGAAUGGAAACACAUUCAGGAUGGAUUUAGAAGAGAAUGUAACUUCCCUGGAUGUUGCGGAGCGAUUGAUGGGAAACAUGUAGCCAUUAAAGCACCUGCUGAUUGCGGGAGUUUAUACUAUAACUACAAGCAGAGUAAUAGUAUUGUUUUGAUGGCUGUAGUAGACCAUAAUUACUGCUUUAAAUACAUAGAUAUAGGAUGCAAUGGGAGGAUUUCGGAUGGAGGGGUGUUCCGUCACUGCAAUAUAUACCAGGCAUUAGAAAAUGGCAUGCUACCAACCAACCAUUUUCUAGUUGGUGACAAUGCGUUCCCAAUGAAAGAUUAUUAACUGAAGCCUUUCCCUGAUUGCCGCCUGACUAUGAAGCAAAGGAUAUUCAAUUAUCGCUUGUCACGUGCAAGAAGAGUCGUAGAAAAUGCAUUUGGGAUAUUAGCAGCAAGAUUUCGAAUAUUCGGAAAACCAAUGCCAUUUUCGCCAGAUAAAGUAAGCAUAAUGGUCAAAACAUGCUGUACUUUACACAACUGGUUGAGAGUAACUGCACCGCAGCACAUACAUUCGGUUGAUGCUGAAAAUUUCGAAUCCGGUGCAUUAAUUGAAGGCAGUUGGAGGUCUUUGCAACCAUCGCUUGGACUACUUCCAUUGUGUAGGACGUUAGCGAACCAUCCCACUCGGCGUGCACAGGAUCUCCGUGAAAGACUCGCUGAAUAUUUUGUAGGAGAAGGGUCGGUCCCGUGGCAGUUAAGGAUGAUCAUGUAAAAAUCUGUUUCACAUUUUAUAAUUUUGUAAUUAGAAUAAAAAUACUUACCACAUUA
Molecule: messenger RNA, 1364 nt
Organism: Osmia bicornis bicornis
Lineage: Eukaryota; Metazoa; Arthropoda; Insecta; Hymenoptera; Megachilidae
Product: putative nuclease HARBI1
Exons: 3
Source: RefSeq, a predicted model, not a curated record